CGACUCCCUCCCCCUCAGGCGACAAAUUCCGGCGGAAGCUCUCUGUGUUAGUACAAAUCCUGGACCAGAAACUGCCAAACUGCAUCACUUUAUUGACUGGGGAUGAGUAGAGACUAGAAUGUAUGGGUUGAGCGGGGGAAGAUGAGCCGGUGGUAAGGUGAGACACCUGUGCAUCCGAACUUCUGAUUUGUCAUGUGACCAAACAAUCUGGAAGAGCACGAGCAUAUCCACCUGUCUGUAAAUGCAAGAGAAAGGUGGAAAGCGAUCAUGCCGCGGAACUACAUUCGUAAAACGGACUGGGGUUCAGUAACCUACGAGGAGCUGGAGAAAGCGUCCGUUGAAGUGAAGCGCGGGAAAUCUAUCAGAACAGUGGCGAAAGAAAGAAAGAUCGGCAGGUCCACCUUGCAGCGCUACAUGAAGAAAGCAGAAGAAAAAAGAGAGAAAACCGUCGGCUACAGAGGAACGGCUGAAGCCAGGAGGAUCUUGUCUGAGGAGCUAGAGGAGGAGCUCGCAGAAAACAUGCGGCUGGCUGAAGGCGUGAGCGGCCUCACGCCGAAGAAAUGCAGGGAAAUCGCUUUUGAAUUCGCUCAGAAGAACAACAUUCCCGUCCCCAACAACUGGGGAGAGCAGAGGUUAGCAGGUCGAGAUUGGCUCAGUAGUUUCGUAGCCCGCCACAAUCUCUACAGCCACGUAACCGAAGCAGCGUCUUUGGGAAGCUACGGACAGGUCAUCAGUUUCAGUCUCAUCAACCAGGACGAAAUCAAGAAAGAAAUCAAAGACGUUCCUGUCCCCGUUCAUCAGACUUCAGAGGAGGACAGCGCUCAGAUUUGUGAUUCAGACCGAGAGCUGUUGGAUGCGGACUUAUUUCUGACAUGAUGUCAUACGAUGGAGCACGCUUUGAUGCUUAAUCAGGUUUUCUGUUUGUUUAGGAUUAUAUUUAACCAAAUAAGUAUUUAAAAAAUUAUUAUUUCGAAAUUCUACAUGCAAAAUAGGUUCAGUUAAAAUGUGUAUUUAUAUAUUCUUUAAGCUUGCAACGCCAAGGUUGUGGAUGAACCAUGAACCCCAUAACAAUUGUCUCUGUUUCUUUAAUUCUGGGGGCUGGGGGUUAGUUAUACUGUGCAUUAAAUUGUGUUUCGAGAUAUUAAAUAUGGUGCUUUCAGAAAA
Molecule: messenger RNA, 1164 nt
Organism: Puntigrus tetrazona (Sumatra barb)
Lineage: Eukaryota; Metazoa; Chordata; Actinopteri; Cypriniformes; Cyprinidae
Source: RefSeq, a predicted model, not a curated record